AUGAUAAAACGACCAAGCGGACUCCAAAGACAGAUUUUACACUUGUACAGGCAAUUCAUACGGUUAGCGUAUCAGAAGCCGCAAGAGAAUAGAGCUCACUUUGAAAAACACUUUAGGUAUGAAUUCCAGCGAUACAAGGAUUUGCCUCGCAAGGACUUUAGCACCAUUGAACAUCUGCUUAGAGUAGGUCGUCGAAGGUUGGAGCUGUUUUCGUCGCCAGAGGUCAAAGAUAUUCAUUGA
Messenger RNA from Lachancea mirantina, 240 nucleotides. NCBI's taxonomy places the organism in Eukaryota, Fungi, Ascomycota, Saccharomycetes, Saccharomycetales, Saccharomycetaceae. The record is from the annotation of a GenBank genome assembly.